Messenger RNA from Mus caroli (Ryukyu mouse), 853 nucleotides. RefSeq names its product translocase of inner mitochondrial membrane 9 (gene Timm9). The record is from RefSeq and is a predicted model, not a curated record. Lineage: Eukaryota; Metazoa; Chordata; Mammalia; Rodentia; Muridae.
GCCUCAAACUCAGAGAUCUGUCUGUCCCUGCCUCCCGAGUGCUAAAGUCCAGAGUACUUUAGUCCUAAGGACUCGAGGUAAGAAAUCCAGUCUUACUGAAGACAAGCAGAAGGCGGGGCACUUGCUUUUCCAGAGCAGAAAAGAAACUGAUGCAUCAGAAAAGGUGACUAAUAAACAUACUGAAAGAAUAUGGCUGCACAGAUACCAGAAUCUGACCAGAUAAAACAGUUUAAGGAGUUCCUGGGAACCUACAAUAAACUUACAGAAACCUGCUUUUUGGACUGUGUUAAAGACUUCACAACAAGAGAGGUGAAACCUGAAGAGGUGACCUGUUCAGAACAUUGCUUACAGAAAUAUUACAGAAAUUUACAGAAAUAUUUAAAAAUGACACAGAGGAUAUCCGUGAGAUUUCAGGAAUAUCACAUUCAGCAGAAUGAAGCCCUGGCAGCCAAAGCAGGCCUCCUGGGCCAGCCACGGUAGAGAGGUCCUGUGGCGGGGACUUGCACUGAAAGAUUGCCAGCAGCUGCUGCAGUCAGAACAAGGAUUCACCUGGUAGAGAAUCCCCUGACACACAGCAGGAGCCGUGGUCCACCAUCUGUCAUGACUACCUGACCAAUGGAAACCACCAGAGAAAAAACACUGUUCACCAGAAAGAGUCAAAACAGGAGGCCUUCCUGUACGGUAAAAAUGGUAAGAUGCGGUGGUGUUGAGGCCUUAAGAUUCGUCUGCGUGGUCACCGUGAUUGCAAAAAUAAACCACUGUUCNUUUCUUUGUGACUAUUAAUUUUAAAGCAAAAUAUGUGUCCAAUCAUGUAUGAGAUAGAAAAAGUUUAUUACUAAAAGUAAAUAAAUGA